This is a messenger RNA of Caenorhabditis remanei, 429 nucleotides long. RefSeq lists its product as uncharacterized. The coding region runs from base 1 to 429 and encodes 142 amino acids. The transcript is spliced from 2 exons. Lineage: Eukaryota; Metazoa; Nematoda; Chromadorea; Rhabditida; Rhabditidae. The record is from RefSeq and is a predicted model, not a curated record.
AUGAAGGUUUUAUUGUUACUGUUUUGUGUUUUAUCCCUUGUGGAAUCAAUCUCCCGUAUUAGAACAACUGUUGUAAAUGCACAAAUUACCCUUCGCUGCAAAGCUCCGAAGAGCCCAGAUGCCACAGUCUUCCUGAUGGAAAGAGAUUUUGAUGAUAGUGCAAUCGAUGAAGACGACACAAUGGAUUUUUCCACAUAUACAUUCGGCAAAUCACCGGAAAUGAAGCUGACACUAGAAGGCGAACAAUUCGAAUUUUCUGGUUUGGAUCCUUACAUCUAUGUCACUCAUAACUGCGCGAAAUCACCAGAUAGCUGGAAAACCUAUACUGUCGAUUUGAUGAGCUCAAUGUAUUAUUCAAGAACCUUCGAUAUCAUUAUAGACCUUGAUACCGAAACAUCCAUCAUUAACUACAAACGAAUUCAAACUUAA